Pygocentrus nattereri (red-bellied piranha) is the source of this 4113-nucleotide messenger RNA. RefSeq names its product G protein-coupled receptor 22b (gene gpr22b). Bases 1482 to 2918 code for a protein of 478 amino acids. The transcript has 3 exons. The record is from RefSeq and is a predicted model, not a curated record. Lineage: Eukaryota; Metazoa; Chordata; Actinopteri; Characiformes; Serrasalmidae. Gene Ontology annotation, molecular function: peptide binding; G protein-coupled receptor activity. Gene Ontology annotation, biological process: G protein-coupled receptor signaling pathway. Gene Ontology annotation, cellular component: membrane.
AGAGAGCGAGAGAGGGAGAGAGUGUAGGAGUGAGGAUGAGAGAGUGCAACAGCGUGCUGGGGUAGAUGAGCCAAGCUCACACAUCCACUGACACACACCACAGAGUGAAGAGAGAGUGAAAAGAGAGGGAGAGAGAGAGAAAGGAGAGUGUGCGUUUGAUUAUGAGUAUGAGAGAAGAGGGGAUAGAGAUAGAAAGCAGAAAAAGAAGGACAGUGAAUGAAAGUGGGGGGACUGCUUCUAUUUGCCUGUGCAUUCUCAUUUUCUUGGCGCUCUUGACAGCUCACGUGGAUGAGGAAACGAGACUCUGAAUGUUUACACCUCCUCUGUUUAAUGCUCCUCUCCAGGGGCAACUCUGGACACUUCAGGGAAUUCUGGGAAUUAACCGUACGGGACCCUCAAGGACCUUAUCAAUAUGUAGUCUCUGACACAAGUAUCUGUAGAUCAUCUGUGAAUUGGUGAGGCGGCUGGGAGAACGGGUACCUGCUGCAAGUCUCCGUCCAUAGAGGGUGCUGGGGGAAUGGAGCUGAGGGGGAUUUUGCUUUUGAGGCACUGCAUGGUUCACACAAGCUCUGGUCCAAACCUUCAAUGGACAGUUGCCAAGCCAGGAGCCAUGGCUAAAGGACUCAUCAUUUACCCAUUGAAUAGGUCAACCAGCCUUUGAAUAGAGCUACUGAAUCUACUCAUACACUGGAAAACACCACUAUUUUCAUGCACAAGCAGAAUGGAUUCACAGUAACUAAUGACUAUACGCUUGUUUUCGAUCACUGAUCCAUAGAGUGCCACGGAUUUUACAAUUCAUCAUAGCAAUGGUAAAAAUGGAUCGAAAGGUCACUGUUAACAAGGGGUCUUGGAAGUGACCCUUCCACACUAACACACUGCUGACCUCACCAUUUCUUUGACCUUGGUUCACUUGGUGGAGGGGUAUGUAAAUCAACAGCAAAUCAAUGAUCAUUUAUCAUCAAUGUUGGUCUAUAAAAUCUUAAUUAUGGGAAUACAGCGCAGCCAACAGGAAGGCACCUUGAGAUGGAGCAGGGCUAUUCAAAGUCUAUGAAAGAAGAGCUAAGGCUUUAAUGGAGGCUGCAAUUUUUGUGCCGUAGAGUGGAUGUAAAAAUAAAUCAGCAUCGAAUCUGUGAGAUUACACUGCACAUUCAAAAUUUUCUCUCUCAUCUGAGUUCCUCUGUUAGUUCUUUGCUUUGCCCAACUCUAAAGAAGUGAGACAGGAGUAGGAUUAGAAGAACUAGACCAAUUUUAUCCACAAUCCAUUCAUCCAGCCAUUCCACUGUUACCUAAGCAAACAAAGUGAGAUGGGUAGGUGGACACUGGUUACAUCCCUGCUAAACCCAAGGGCUAGCCUAAGUUCGAGAAACUAAAAGAGAACUCCUGCUGAAGCUGUCUUGGAGACCAGGAGGUGUGACUUCUCUGGUGGAUCACAAGGAUUACAAGGUGCAAAACACUUCCUUGAAAAGCCAUGCUUGGGUUUGAUGGUCGACUUGGAUUCCACCCAGACUCGUCUGGGCCAACCACAGACUGCGGAGACUGAGAGAAGACAGAGCUCAGGAGAGGGGAUAAUGCACAAGCCUAUCCCCUCGGCACAAGAGGAAGAAGGCACCAUGAGCAACGUCACAGUCUUGGACAUCACAGAGUCCGCAAGCCCAGGCAUGGCAGGGGAUGAGCCGCACCCGUAUCCCCUCAGCUUCCAGGUGUCACUCACUGGCUUCCUCAUGCUGGAGAUUGUGCUAGGGCUGAGCAGUAACCUGACCGUGCUGGCGCUCUACUGCACCAAGUCGAAUCUGGUCAGCUCAGUCAGCAAUCUGGUCACCAUGAACCUGCAUGUGUUGGACGUGCUGGUUUGCGUGUGCUGCAUCCCGCUGACUAUCGUGGUGCUGCUGCUAUCACUGCAGGGUGACACUGUGCUUGUCUGCUGCUUCCAUGAGGCCUGUGUGUCCUUCGCAAGUGUGGCCACGGCUGCCAACGUACUGGCCAUCACACUAGAUCGCUACGACAUCUCUGUCAAGCCAGCCAACCGUGUGUUGACCAUGGGCCGUGCUGCCGCAUUGCUGGGGGCUAUCUGGGUCCUCUCCUUUCUCAGCUUCCUCGUUCCCUUUGUGGAGGUUGGCUUCCUAGGGCCGGAGCCCACUGUAGCCAACCAGACAGCCGUGGCACACGUGAAUGAAUAUUACACAGAGCUGGGCCUCUAUUACCACCUGGUGGCCCAAAUCCCCAUCUUCUGCUUCACAGCUGUGGUCAUGUUGGUCACCUACUCCAAAAUCCUGCAGGCGCUCAACAUCCGCAUCGGCACACGCUUCCACCAUGGCUCACAGAAGAAGAAGAGGAAGAAAAAGAAGACAAAUGCAUCAACACGAUGGAAAAAGGACAUGUCACUUAUGGCCGCCUCUCCGCAGCAGCUGCCUGAAACGGCAGACGGGUCACAGAGCAGUGCGGGAACCCGGGGUACAGCGCCAUUGGGCAUGCGCACAUCAGUGUCUGUAAUAAUCGCCCUGAGACGCGCAGUCAAGCGGCACCGGGAGCGGCGUGAGAGGCAGAAGCGCGUCUUCCGCAUGUCCCUGCUCAUCAUCUCCACUUUCCUGCUGUGCUGGACGCCCAUCACCGUGCUGAACAGCAUCAUCCUGAGCACGGGGCCCAGCGACCUCACCGUCAAGCUGCGCCUGGGCCUUCUGGUCAUGGCCUAUGGCACCACAGUCUUCCACCCGCUGCUCUAUGCCUUCACACGGCAGAAGUUCCAGAAGGUCCUCAAGAGCAAGAUGAAAAAGCGGGUGGUGUCCAUAAUCGAGGCAGAGCCACUGCCCACUAAUUCAGUAAUAAAGAAUUCCUGGAUCGACCCGAAGAGGAACAAAAAAGUGACAUUCGAGGAUCAGGAGGCAAGACAAAAGUGUCUGUCCUCUGAAGACGUUGACUAGGAACUUCUUAUAAAGCGUAGACAAUGACAUAUACUUGUAGCCUCAAAAACUCAAGUCUUCAUUCUUUCGUAGAGGGACGAGCCUGCUUCAAGGUUGUGAUGUAGACAGAAGUGUAUUAGAUGUGCAUAUGACGUUCAAUAUCCGUUUAUUACUAUUUAUAUGGACUUCAGAUUUAGUACAAUAGGAUGACAUUCACUGUGCUAAAAAGAAAACACUGCAUGUUUUUGUAAUACUGUAAAUAAGUCAGUAUUGGAGAUGUGUAUAUAAUCUAUAAGAAAUACUCUACGUACCGAUAAUAGAAUCUAUAGGCUGGAUAUACAUGUAUUUGUAAUAAAUUAGGCCAAAGGAAACGUCUUGGGAGUUACAACACGGAUAAAGUCGCUUCUCUGUCCACCGGAAAGCAGUUCACCUUUGACCCUAGCUGAUGUUUUAUUUAACAUCCCGUUUUUCCUCCUGUCGAGCCAUUAUACAGCAGCGUGAGCCAAGGGGUCAUCAUGCUGUGGGACUGCGAAAUUCAUAAUAGAGCAGAGUUAUGGGUAGCCAAGAAACUUACAGCAGAUGCUGCUUGAAGAUUAGCAAAUUGGCAUGAUGUCUAAAGCUACUUGACCUUGGUAAACAAGGGAAAUGUCUGGUUCACUUCAACACUGCGGGACAUAAGAAAAGGCUUGAGGCUCAGUUACCCCUUUUGUCUCCACAGAUAUGCAGCCAGAUAGCUCUUCCAUUCAAAGACACUGCUGUAUUCAUUACAUAAAAUGUGUGUUUUCAUUUUAAUGAUGAAGGGCAUCCAAAAAGUCUAAUUUAGGAUAACCCUCCACAUCAAUAUUACAGUAAGCCACAUGACACUGGCCUGUCCUGCAUUUGCUCCAAGGGACACUGGUAUUGCGUCACACAGAGAAUAUCAAUGCUGAAUACGAGGUGGAGGCUCACUGUUGGCACUGUGUAACCCACAGCAUGGAUUACAGGGGGAAAAAUUCAAUAAUCAAUUCCCUUCAACAGACACAACAAGCUCUAUCCAAGAUUCUUCAAUGUCAGUUUAGUGCACACACACACACACACACACACACACAGAUGCAGACACCCAGACAAAUGCAGAUGAGAAUCUUUUUCUCUCUACCGCAGGGGGCCAUUUCCUAUUUGGAGCGCAGCUGUUUUGUGCACUGGUGUACUGCACGGCCAAUAAAAUGCCACAGCUCUU